CGGUGCGGGGUGAGUGCUCCUUGGUGCUGCUAGAACUUUAGGGAAAUGACCUCAAGAGAGUGACUCACUGACUUUUAAUUCUUUCCAGAUUCUUUUGGGUGGGUGGGUGAGUGUGCCUGUUAUGUUACAUGCUGAAUGCUGCCCCCAGGAGGAGAGGAGUUUGCCUUUCCCAGAGAGAUGGCCCCGAACCAGCAAGUUCGCGCUGUCAGCCUGUGCAGCGGCUGUUGCAGAACUAGUGACCUUUCCCCUGGAUCUCACGAAAACGCGACUGCAGAUCCAAGGUGAAGCUGCUGUUUGUCGGUAUGGAGCUGCUGCCGGAAGAGCUGUACCCUACCGUGGCAUGCUACGUACUGCAGCAGGGAUUGUUCAAGAGGAAGGCUUACGAAAACUCUGGCAAGGAGCAACACCUGCCGUCUACAGACACAUAGUAUACUCCGGAGUGCGGAUGGUUACAUAUGAGCACAUUCGUGACUCUGUGCUUGGUAGAGCUGAAGAUGAGAGCUUUCCUCUUUGGAGAUCUGUAGUUGGAGGGAUGGCAGCUGGUGCCAUUGGUCAGUUUUUUGCCAGUCCAACUGAUCUGGUGAAGGUGCAGAUGCAAAUGGAAGGAAAGAGGAGACUAGAAGGAAAACCAUUACGAUUUCAUGGAGUGCACCAUGCAUUUGUGAAGAUCCUGUCUGAAGGGGGAAUUCGGGGCCUUUGGGCUGGUUGGGUGCCAAAUGUCCAAAGAGCUGCUCUGGUAAACAUGGGAGAUCUGACUACUUAUGACUCAGUGAAACAUUUUUUACUUCUGAACACACCACUUCAGGACAAUAGUGUGACUCACAGCAUUGCAAGUGUGUGUUCUGGCCUGGUAGCCGCUAUCCUGGGAACUCCUGCUGAUGUCGUCAAAACACGGAUAAUGAACCAACCAAGAGAUAAACAGGGAAGAGGACUGCUGUAUAAGUCUUCUGCAGACUGCUUGAUUCAGGCUAUACAAGGUGAAGGAUUUAUGUCUCUAUACAAAGGCUUUUUACCAACCUGGAUGCGAAUGGCUCCUUGGUCAUUGGUAUUCUGGCUUACCUAUGAACAAAUUAGAAGGAUCUGCGGAGUUAGUUCUUUUUAAGAUCUUGAAAGCAUGUAUUAAUAAUCACAUAACAAAUAAAACAGAAUUGGAAAUACAGUAGAUCAUCAAUAAAACACUCCAUCCCUAAGGAAACUGGUUAUUGUAGGAGACUGGCAAUAGUCUCUCACCUUUAGGUCAUCACUUCAAAUUCAGUCUCGUUAAUAGUGAUUUAAUAUUACCUUCUGAUUGCCACUUGACAGACUACAGUACAGUAAAACCUGCCAAGAGCGACCACUCAUGGGAGUUAGCAAAAGUGGUCUCUUGGAAGAGGUGGUCACUCUUCAAAGGUUUGCACAUGGGAGAGCAUUGGCUGCUGGCUGGGUGCCCGGCUCAGCCAUUCUCACCAGCAAUGCCAUCACCAGCAAAGUGCAGAAGUAAGGGUGGCCUGAUAUGGUACACUAGACUCCUACUGAUAAGCGAAGAUCAGUUUCUCCUACAGGUUUGUGUUUAUGAAUGGGAGUAAAGAAAAUGUGGUUGCUGGUUGCAGAUGACAGGUCAUCUCUCUUUACAGUUUCUUUGCAGUUAAAUUAUAAGGGAAAAACUUUCCGUGGCUUCUGCAAGUAGUCGCAUGUGACAGGUGGUCUCUCUUCAGAGGUGGUUGCUAAAGCAGUAUAUAGAGUUGGUGGUCUCCAUGGCAUAAGUGUUCAUCACAAAAAACACGACUCCCAACUAGCAAUAAGUACCAGCCGUGCUGGAAGAUUCAGCAGAGGCAAAAUAACUUACUGAGCAAGUACACUGAAUUACCUUUUUAAUCCUAGAGAGGGUUCCUGUAACUGAGGAUAAGACUUGAUUGAGCUCUAGGUAGUGCUAUAGAACAUGUACCUUUUUAAUCGUGCAUUAUACAUGUUCUGUGGAUAAAUAAAAGACUUGAGUGUAAAUUUUGGAGCCUUUCAUUAGAAUUAGAGAGCGAGAGAGAGAGAGACACACACACACACACACACACGCCCACUCACCCCCAAAGGAAAAUCUCCUGUAGCUAUCUCUUCAUUAGAAGUCUGUCAUUUCUUAGCAAACCAAGCAUUAAGUAAUAGGUGCUGUAAUAGGUUAAUACAGUAGAUUCAGCUGUGCAGACCUGGCCUCAGAUAUGUUUGAUAUAACAUGUGAAAGAAAUUGAUAGGCUCAACUUAUUUCUCAAUGGAUGUAUACCUACUUCACACCACCACUACCUGAUUGGAGACACUACUGUGCUAUUGAUGAAAUUCACCAGUACAGAGGGAAUCACAAUGACUAGAGACUGCUUAAGUCCCACAGCAGGUCUUUUGGACAGAGAUGUCUUUUGAGAACGCCAGUGGUAAGUUAGCAGGUCAGGACUAAUUUGUACCAGCAGAACUUUGUGUAAAAACAUGUAUAGUACCUGCCCUCAGUCUGCCUACAUCAAGGACGGGCAAACUUUUUCGCCUGAGGGCCGCAUCUGGUUUCCAA
Messenger RNA from Terrapene triunguis (Three-toed box turtle), 2524 nucleotides. RefSeq names its product solute carrier family 25 member 27 (gene SLC25A27). The coding region runs from base 122 to 1102 and encodes 326 amino acids. Lineage: Eukaryota; Metazoa; Chordata; Testudines; Emydidae. The record is from RefSeq and is a predicted model, not a curated record. Gene Ontology annotation, biological process: response to cold. The transcript has 9 exons.